Cherax quadricarinatus is the source of this 756-nucleotide messenger RNA. NCBI's taxonomy places the organism in Eukaryota, Metazoa, Arthropoda, Malacostraca, Decapoda, Parastacidae. The record is from RefSeq and is a predicted model, not a curated record.
ACCACCCCUGCGGGUUUAACUCUUCCUCAUAAAUACAAUAAUAAUAAUAAUGAUUUACGUCAGACAUGAAUGUAGAGGUGGGCGGAUGUAAACAUUGCAGCAGCAGCAGCUGUCUUCCCCUGCCAUCAUUAUUGACUAAUUUCCUGCUCAGCUGCCUUUAUUAGCGGGUAUAUUGUGGUGCUUACUGGUUAAUAUUAACCUGGUGCACACCUGACACUGAUGGUUAAUACUUGUUAAGUCCUGGUGGCUGUUAAGAGAGGUGAAACAACCAUGAAGGUGGAGCAAGACUAUGACCAGAACUCUCACAAGAUUGUGGCUGAGCAUGAACUUCGGAGAUACGGCAGCAUCGUAGAGCAGCAUGGAGACCACUUAGAGGAUAUUAUUGAAGCUUUGGGGCCCCAUCCACGACCACCCUGGGACUGUGUACUGGAUCCAGUCAAGCUUAGAUUGACACCGUUCGAGCAGCCGUCUCUAGUUCAACUUAUUCCGUCUAACAAUAAAUUAGUGAACAAAGUUGUUCUAGCACUCAGCGCUCUUUGUUUAGAAGCGACGGAGUUAGUGGAGGAGGCUCAGACCCACCUCUACCCUCCCCUUGUCUUGUAUGGCAAUGCAGGUAUGAUCACUAGUCAUACUCUAUACUAGAUUUAGAUUACACCUACCAUCCGACUUACGACCUGCUCGACAUACGACCACUCGACUUACGACCGUGUUUUUUAUGCCAAAUUUCUGGGAAAUAAACAAGUGUUUGUGUUGUAC